Messenger RNA from Trichobilharzia regenti, 11515 nucleotides. The record is from the annotation of a GenBank genome assembly. NCBI's taxonomy places the organism in Eukaryota, Metazoa, Platyhelminthes, Trematoda, Strigeidida, Schistosomatidae.
AUGAGUGAUGAAGAGAAUCUGCGAAAGAUUAUGAUGAUGGGUUUCGCCGAUGAGGACGAUAUAAGAGCUGUUCUAAAGUCCUGCAGCUCAGAUGUAAACGAAGCACUUUCUGUAUUAGCGUCUGAAGGCAUAUAUUCGAAGAAUAAUGUUGCGUUCACACCUGAUAAGGGUUCCAAUGAUGAUAAACAAUUAUCGGAGGGCGAAUUCACUGAGACCAGUGGUACCAUUUUAGAUGAAAGUACAAGUCCACUUGAUAAACUGGUUAAGGGUCACGAUAUAAGUCAUGGUUUUACUUCAUUUGAAUUCAAUAGACUUCAGAGUCGAAUUUAUACUGAACAAUGGGAUAUACCAUGUUUGAGAUCACAAUCGCUCGGUCUCUGUUUGUUGGGUACCAUCCAUGAAAUAAGGCUUAAUGGUCUGAAAACAUUUGAUUUGUAUCCUGAGGCUCAAAGGUUCUUGACAGGUUGUCUGAAGGAAUGUGUUACUAAACUAAUGACAUCUCAGGCUGUAUUCAACUGGGACCGUGAUACUCUCGAAGGUGUACAUAAUAUGCUAGAAUUAAUAAUUCGUUUAAUUUGUGAAUAUAUGGCUGUACUGAAAGUAACUAUUCUUGAAGAGAUGAAAGAAGGCACCGACGAUGAUACUGUACAAACGUCGUCUGUGAAAAAUAAACGUAUCCAAUCACUUGAAGGAUUAAAAUGCAGAACAUUUUUAUUCACUGAAACAUUUCAACUACUUUCUAUGAUUUUCGAUUGUGAAACGAAUUAUCAUCAAUUGUGCCGAGAUAGAAAUAGCAAUACUGGAACGUAUGCAGAUCCAUUCAAUGACUGGAGUCAAAUUUCACGCCAGCAUAUGGGAGAUAUUGUCUUCGCUGAAACAUUGCCAACACCACGAAACUUUUAUCUUGUCAGUCUGCUCAACUGCUUUGGAGUUUAUAAUGGUUUCAGUUUACUCAGUUGGUUUGCAACUCAACCUUGGUCUAACAUAAAUCUCACAUCGAUAUUUCUUCUCCCAAUGGCCAAGUGCACCGACUAUCUUACUCUGUAUACAAUGGAGAAUUACGCAGCUAAAAUAAUGUAUCGAGUUAUCUGGCGUUUAUCUAAUCUAAACGCAGAAGACUUUAAAGACAGAGACUCACGCAUAUUUGAACUUAUCACCAGUGUUCGAGUACUAACCUAUCGGUUGAUAGAUUUAAAUGUUGCAGACAAACUUGGCUCUUUGUUAACAACACAAGAAUGCAAUUCAUGCCUUGACAGUUUAAUGUUUACUAUCUUUGAACCGGAUUGGGAAGAAGUUAUAUCAAGGUAUAGAAAAUCCCGCAGUGAAUCAUCAACAGCUGAUCAAAUUUCAUUGUUUUCAAUUCCUCUAAUUGAUAAACUGCAUUACAGUGUACUCCUAUCGGCUAUAUCACCACCACAAGGUGCAGGUGGAGCAACAUUCAACGGACGUAUCAUGGCGUUAAGAGAACUUGUUCAACAAAUUGAAAUAGCUAAACAAUUCGGGAAUUCGAAUACUUCCUCAUUAAGUGGGCUCAGAAAUGGUCAAAAGCGAACACGUCCCUCAGUGCCGCUUACAUCGGCUAGUUUGUUAGCUACAGAGAAUGUUGCUUUCCUGGCUAAACGACAAAAAAGGCGUGUUUUAAGACUGGAUCAAUUAAUGUCAUGGAUUCAAGAUAACGAAGUGAUAGCAAAGUCGUUACAUAAGCUGGAUAACACUGCUUAUAUGGCUACACUAAGCAACUUUUUUCGAUCACUUGGAGAACGUAUUACCAAUGAUGACUUGACAACACUAUGGCAUCGUACAUCGCAUCAAAACGGAGCAGCUGUAGAUAAUAUUCUAAAUCUGCUUACAGACUUGUCAUCCUCCAGAUUCACACAAUCUCAAUUGAAGCAUUUAUUUUUUCUUGUUGAACUGAGUUGGAUGAAUCUGGAUCUUCAAGCUCUUGCACAAGUUCCCCUAGGAAUAAAAUCUUCUGAUUCUGCUCAAGCAAACGGAAGAACAAAAUCUGCUUGUAUCUCAUCACCUCCACCGGAUGAACCGUCUACCAUACGUCAUGCACGCGCUCGAUUAUUGAAUAUGAUUGGUAGAAUCGGCAUUACCACUAAGGAUCCGAAUACAGCUGAUAUGUGUAUAGAAUUACUAUGGCGUCUAGCACAUUCAAAUUAUUCAGAAGAGGCAAAAGAGUUUUCAAAAAGUAAUCACAGUCCAAAACAAACACCACAAAAGAUGUCUUUUGUCGAACGAAUUCUUGUACCACAUGUGCAUAAAGCUGAUCAUCAUCCAGCUGAUUCGGAUCCAUCGCCAGACACUCCAAAAUAUAUGCAUCCUGAACCGAUAGAAGCAGCUUUAGCUCAGCAGUUAGUCAUUAUACGGGAAUUUCAUUGCUCUGGUGUAGAUCAGAGAAUACGCGCAAUGCGGUGGUUACUCGAGGCUAUGGGAUACAUUAGCAAGAAUUCACUGACAUUUUUCAUGUUAGCUUAUGUGAAGUCUCUAUUAGAAUUUAUACUGAAAAAUUUUAUUGGCAAGGCGAAACGGGAUCAUCUGCAUGAACUUAAUCGAUCGUAUGAAUUGAUUACUCGUGUGGUUGACUCUUUAUUACAUUAUGAAAAAUGGGCUAUUUCAUCUCACGGUGAUUUGCUGACAGCAGACAGUUUAGAUGAACUUGGUUUCCGGCAUAGUGAUGUGAUAAAGCGGCAUUUCGAUCUUUUGCAUUACUUGCUACGCAAUGCAGAACUCACAUUGAGUGUUGAACGUGCAAAAGCGCUGUGGGAGACAUUAAUUGGUCAGACACGAGCUGCACCAUUUGACCGUGAACAAGCAUUCAUUUGGUUCUCGUCAUGCUUAAAUUUUCUUGACACUGAUGCUCAAACAUUCGUCUUCACAAAAGUAAUUUUGAAAUCAAAUCCUGCGUUAUUUCGUUCAAUCGCUGGGUUUGAAUGCUUUAAAGGCUUUUUUGAGAAAGUCAAUUUAAACGAAGGUCGUAUGAAACAGGUGGCAAAAUCAUGGCAUGUUGAACGACCUGAUUUAAUUGGAUUAGAAUUUCUAUGGGAUUUAUAUCUAGCCCUACCAUCAUCUGAUGCAAGUCUAGACGGUGGACAUUCAAAUCGUCCUGUGGAGGCUGAAGCGACGUCCACCGUUAUCGAUGCAACAACUGGAAAUAAGUCAAGUCUUGGUGAUUCGUCUAAAAAUCAGUCUGUACCUGCUGUAAUAUCAUAUUCAGUGUCGUUGUCGUCAUCAUCAACAUCGUCGGCAGCAACGUCAGCAUCACCUUCUACAGCAUUAUCAAUCAGUGCAAAAUCAACACCUGAUGCAGCAAAACCAGCUAGAUUACUUUUAUUAAAUGUUCACUGGGGCCAGUUAGCACCAAAGCUAAGACGUGAUCCAGAAUCGUGUUAUCGCCGUUUCUUUGAUACAUGCAGACGUAGACUAGAAGCUAAUUAUGCUUUGGGUCGUGGUUUAGUCACUGAAUAUGGUGUCACAUCAGUCCUGGCAGAAACUGGUGAACUGUUAGCUGCACUGAUGUUGGGCAUUGGGCCGGCGACAAAAGCAAAACACUGCAGUCGUACUGCAGCUAAAUUAGCUAUACGCCGUUUACUCGGAUUAGUUUAUGCUUUUAUUCAGUCAGUUGAGGAUGAAAUGUUUGGUUCUCGUACUCAACAUCCGAACUGGAAACCUCAUGGAUGUACAUAUCGAGGUUGGGAUAUGCCAUUGCUUGUCAAAGUUGAAACUGUUAAACAAGGCCAGUCGUCUCUUCCAACUAAUAAUCCUUCGAUUUGUUUAAAUCAAACUGGGAAUAAAUUGUCUUCUAGUAAUGCUAAUCUGUUAGGCGACUCUUAUCAGUAUUCAGAUCUUAGCGAUGAACCAAUAUUACUAUUGGCGCAUUCAAAUGAACCGCUAAGUUCAAUCAGAGACAGAGCUUAUCUUGCCUCAAGUGCAUAUUUAUUCGCCUUUCAAUCUCAGUCGAAUUAUCGACAAGACAAUAAUAUCUCUCCAUCGUGGACAGCAGCUACACUAUCACUUGAAAAAGCACCAGAACCAAAAGUCUGCUCAUUGUCUUCAUCUUCAAAAGAACCGGUUGUGAAGACUAUGCUUUCACACGACAUGUCAAGUCAACGUAAUGAAAUUAAAUCAGCUGGUAGAGAGAAAUCAUCACAGCCACUAGACACUGUUUUAAACCGAAUGCCUAUUGGUGAACUUGGAUUUCAGGUUGGUCGUCAUUUAAUCGUUCGAUUUUAUGCAGAGUCGAACAGUCGUUCACGUAGUCGGAUCAGCAAUACAAGUGUUGUCUCUUCUGUAGCCACACCACUCCAAGGAAUGUCGAAUAACUCCCUGUAUAGUAGUUCAUUUUCAUUGGCUGGUGCUUAUUUAUCUACACUGGAAUUAACAAAUGAAGGCUUAAAUAAUCCUACUAAUACUGUUUCUAACAGGUAUACUUUAGCACACGAUGAAUCAACUGGACUGUUAAGUUCUUUCAGAAAACGUUUAGAAAUUCCAUCUAUCGGAAGUAAUCUAAUGUCUAGAGGUUCAUCAAUUCUCAGUUUAAAUGCAAAACAAUCAUUGGUAGAUUUGUCGGUUGACUUGUCGAAUACAAAUCAGUCGGUGUCAACGAAUACUUCAAGUGUCAAUACUGUUCUGCCAAGCAUAUGCUUAGGUCAAGAUUCAGCAGUUUAUGAACUUCUCUUUGAAUUAGCUGAAUCAGAACUAUUCUGUCUUAAUUCACAGUCAGGGAAAAAGCUCCACAGUUCUUCUACAGGAACAACAUCUGGUGCAUAUUUUUCUUCAACAUUCAGUUUUAUUCAUCCUGUACGCUUAUUGCUAGCCUGUUUGCCUACAUUUAAAUCACUUCGUUAUGGACGAAAUGGUAGUGGAAGUGUGCAUUCACAAUAUAAUCUAGUGUGUAAUCCAUACACACUACUGAAUUCAUCGCCUUAUCGUGUUCUCUACAAACUACAACUGCUUAGUUCCGCACUAAUUCCUGUAGACUCAACUCCAUGGUGGGAAACAUCUCCAGGCUGUUUAUUGUCACCACCGUCUGUAACUUACUUUAUUAACUAUCCUUUUCAAUCGAAAAUUAUCUCACGAACUUAUAAACCUAUGGAACUGAUUUCAAUGGGAAGUAAUGUAAGAUCAAAUGGAACAGUCAGGAGAUCGUCUCAUACACGUUUAUCACCAGAUGUAGUAAAUGAGAAAGAGUCUAAGGCUGAUUGGUUUCUGUCUGUUGAUGCAAUACACGUCAGCUCUCAAAUGACCAAUUCCACUUCAGCACCAUCUUCACCGGUACUUUCAUCACGUCGGAGUUUAAAAGUAUUUUCAUCUCUAGCACGUGCAAAUGAUGUCUUCUCAUUGAAAGGCAAAUCACAGAAACACGCUACAAAAGAUUUAAGUAUGGUUGCUGAUGCUCCACUUAUUGAAUAUCUCGAGACAUUGGUCCAGUUACUCGAAAGGAAUUUAACUCCCUUCUUCAAUGAAUCGCCGUGUAAAACUGUGAAUGCAUGUAAAAAGCACAUAUCUCCAUUCCCCUUGAUAUUUCGUUCACACCACACGCAUCGUCAUUUAGAUACAAGUGAAGGUGAAUUCCUAUUGUCCAAUGAAUCGCAUAAUACAGCAAUGGAUAAUGCAAAUUGGUGGAGACGUGAAAUACGACAUUUAUGCCUACAGAUGAUUGCUUCUUUACUCAAUCCAAUCACUGUAGGUGAUACCAAUAAUAACGGUAGUAGUGGUGGUAAUAAUAAUACCAGUGAGUUUACAACAGCAGCGCAUAAUUCAUAUCAGCGUAGUGUAACACCAGAACUGGUAGCUGUACUACCAGCUGAUGCACUAGUAUAUCAGAUACCUCCUUUACUGGCAAUGAGUUUACUGAACACCCUAUUAGAAACUGCUUUGGUCAGUGCUGGUAUCGAUACAGAAUUACUGGAUCAUACGCAUGCAAGACAAGCAUCUAAUUUGUCGUUAGCUUCACUGCAUUCUGUACACAGAUCAAAUAUGUUCUUAUCGCAUGUGGACAGUAGAUCAGGUGUUGCCGGUAUCAUUGAAACGGUCUCCUACUUGGGAAGACAAGUUCUAUUUCAAGAUGUUGAAAUUAGUGUACAAUGCAUUCGAUUGUACUUUCAGUGUAUAAUAGCCUAUCCAUGUGUAUUUGUCAAUGUUUUACUGAAAUCAGUUAACUUGGAGAGUAAAUUUAUCCAACUUCUUGUAUAUUCUCCAUCUGAAAGGGUACGGAAUGAAAUGGCUAGACAACUGGAACAGUUAUGUAUUCUCGUGUCGCCCUAUCUGUACACUGGUGCUGCAUGCUUUCCUAUGAAAUCAACUUCAAAUUCAACGCAAUGCUCACUGCACAGUUAUAUCCGUAAUCCAGAAAUACUAAAUCUACUCCUGAAAACUAUACUGCAUUCUCCUUUACCAUUUUUCGAUGUAAAAUUCGACUUGAUGACGUCACCGACUGCAAGUAUUUUGAUUAGUCAGUGUGCAGAAUAUUUUCGUGUCCGCGGCUUUUUGCUUGGUCAAACACCAGCUCAAGUCUUGAAGAGAAAUUUCAACACUGAUCAUAUAACAAUCCUUCAGAAUGAUAUAUCAUGGUUCAGAAAUAUGAUGGAUUUCGAUAGAAAUUUGAACGCAUAUAAAGUUGCUCUUUCCGACUGUCUGUUGGCUGGUCACCUGAAUUCAAUUCGACUAAUCUGUGCACAGGCUGUGGCCUGCGUCAGCAGUCAUUUUCUGUGCACAUUCAAUAGUGGAUCAGGUGCACUGACCACGACGUCAACAACAACAACAACCGUACCACCACCACCAACAAAAUGUCUGAAAAAGCAAGCAACACUGAUAGAUCAGCCAGCAUCUGGACUGAACAGUUUUAAUUAUUCACGGAAAGAAUUCAACGCCGACAGCAGUCAGUUAUUACCACCGGUACAAUUGUUAGAAGCAUUGGCGAAAACCGAUUUGUCGAUGGCUAAUGAAAGUGACAAUGACCUGUAUCAGUCGACUGUUAGCAAUGAAUUCACAGAAACUGUGAUACCUAUUCAUUCUAGUGUAGCUAUGAAAAUAGCUACUCAAGCUUUAUAUUUAUCAAGAGAUUUCAUAUGUUAUCUUGUAGUGGAAUGCUUGUUCCCUGCAGCUAGAUAUCUACUGUCUGAUCAAACAGCGAAAGAAUUAUCAGCACUGUUAAAUGCAUCAAAGUUGACAUCACAAAAAUGUUCUAAACGAGAACGUCUUCGGCGUACACUGUCUGCAUUGUUUCGACAUUGUAAUCUACCACAGUUGGAUGUAUUUAAAAACUGUCAAAGUUUGGAGAAGCUGGUUAAUUUACUAAUCCUUUUGCAUCAUUCGCAUAAACCUGAUCAAAUCGGUACAGGUGCUGGUGUAUUGUCGACUUCACUUCGUACAUCUGAGACAACAUUUGAUCCUGGUGCAUACCAUCAAAUUACAGAUGAAUCAUCGAGUAAACAGCACCAUCAAACAGAAAAUCUGGUCGGUAAAGCCGGCGUUCACUGGGAUGUACAGCCAAUUGUAGCUGGACGUGCAGAAUGUGGAUUUGUUGGUCUGCGUAAUGGUGGAGCAACGUGUUAUAUGAACUCUGUCCUACAACAGCUGUUUAUGCAACCAGGUGUAGCUGAAGCCCUGUUGGCUAUUACAGAUGCAGACGAUACAGAUGAGAAGAAUAUUCUCUUCCAGACACAACGUUUAUUUGGUCAUUUACUCGAAUCUCAACUGGAAUAUUAUGAUCCAGUUGGAUUUUGGAAAAGUUUUCGACCAUGGUCAACAAAUGUGGAAGUUAAUCCCUUUGAACAACAGGAUGCAUUCGACUUCUUCCAGGCAUUAAUUGAUCAGUUGGACGAUGCACUUAAGAGAAUGAAAAGAGAACCAUUUUUCCAGGCAUUGUAUCAAGGCAUUUUUCUUGACUCGAAAUUCUGCGAUGAAUGUGAUCAUCGUUAUGAUCGUGAAGAAGUGUUCAGUGCAAUUAAUUUAGCAGUGAAAGCCAAUGAUCUAUACGAAGCUUUGAAUCAGUUUGUUCGUGGUGAAGUACUUGAAGGCGAUAAUGCUUAUUACUGUGAACGGUGUUGUGUUAAACGUCGGGCAGUAAAACGCCUGUCUAUACACACCUUACCGCCUGUGCUAUGUUUACACUUGAAACGUUUUGAUUUUGAUUGGGAUCGUCAAAUACCUGUAAAAUUUUCGCACUACUUCAAAUUUCCAAGACAGUUGGAUAUGAGUCCUUAUUUAACUGGUUCUGUACAGAAAUUUAGAUCAGCUGCAUUUUUCUCACCGCAUUCAUCAACAUCAGCUUUAUUACAACGUGAAGCUAAAGAAUCCAGAUUUUCCCAAGAACCGCAAAAUAAUGAGAAAAUCGAUGGUAAAGAUUUGACCGAUGCAAACGACAACAAAAGUACAAAUGAAAAUACAAAUACAAAGAGCGUUGUUACAUUUUCUAAUUCACCAUCGUCUUCACCACCAUCUUCUCCGAAGGAGACAUCUCCUGUAGAAGAACAAUGUGAUGGUGAUAUUGGAAAAGUCGAAAUGAAGUCAAACAGUCUACUGAAUAAUUCCUCCGCGUUAAAUGCUCCUUUAUCUUCGUAUAAAAAGUCGUCAGACGAUGAUUCAACGGAAAAUAUCUACAAACUUGUUGGUGUUGUUGUUCAUUCUGGCCAGGCGAAUUCUGGUCAUUAUUAUUCAUUCAUUAAAGAUCGUCGUCGCUGCCAAAAUCCUACAAAUUCAUCAGUAGAUACUUUUGAUACUGCUGACCAAGUCAAUGCAAAUACUGCAAGCCAUCAAGACAAUACCACAACCACAAUAAUAAAUCAGUCAUCAAAUCAUGGCGUACAAACAUUCGAAAAGUCUAAUUUGUCAACAAUUUCUGAAAAUCAAAUCAAAGUGAAUCAUAAUUGGCCGAUUCAAAGCAACCAGAAGGAUACAGAAAAUUGGUAUCGAUUUAAUGAUACAUGUGUUGAGCCUGUACAACUGACAGAUGAAUUGCUUGAACACGAAUGUUUCGGUGGAACGUAUAAAGUUACUGGAAAUGAUGGAAGAACAAUUGAAACGCGUACAAGAUAUUGGAGUGCAUAUCUUCUAUUUUACGAAAGAAGUGAUUUACACUAUCCUACGAAUAAACAGACCAAUGGAAGUACUGAAGACUUGUCCAGUAAUCAGCAAACAGCAGAUUUACAAAUGACGAAUGAGAAUAAGGAUGAGGGAAGAUCCGAUUCACAUUUACCUAAUGAUGAUCAAACUCAACUAGACACCGCAUCGAAUUCACAGUGUAAUGAAAACGAUUUACUGGAAACAAGCGCCUUAACUGUUAUCAGUAAAACUAAAUCUAUACCAAUGCCAACACGUAUUGCACAACAGAUAUGGACAGAGAAUAUGACUUUUCUACGUGAUCAAAAUAUUUACUCACGAGAAUAUUUUCAGUUUAUACGAGAUUUGUGUGAAGGCAUAUUGACAGAUGUUAGCAGUCUACGUCAAGAGCCGGAACGUUCUGUCCUUGGGACAAAAUUAAUGUCUCAUUUCUUGUUCAACACAUUUUUCGCUUUACAUCCAAGGGUAAAACUAAGCAUGGCGUUGAAUUGCACUGAACCGAUAACAAGUUUAUCAACAACAAGUGUUUCCGAAAUGUCAACAAAACUAAUUUCUGAGCUGCUUGGCUUGUUGACACGUUUAGCUGCAAGUAAUCCUAGUGCAGCACGUUGUUUAAUGCAUUUCCUUUAUGUUAGCCCGAAUCAGCCGUGUUUAGUUUCUAUGCUUCUUGAUCCGAAACCAGUAGCACGCCAACAAACUGCAAGUAUGAUUCUCGCGGUAUUGCAAGGAUUUUAUUCCUUUAAAGAGACAAACAUACUUGAUGGUGCAUUGACAGAAGCCGGUGCCUUAUUCGCUAUGCUUCGAGGUUAUGCUGAAAUGUGUCCACAUGCCACUGUACACUUGUCUAAUUUAAAAGCAACUAAAAGACUGUUGAACUUUUUCAUUGAUUCGAAUGUUUCCAAUUCAAUGGCAUCUACAGAGCCAUCUGAUUGUAAUUCUUCUUUCACGGGAAGUGCACCGGACUGGACGCAUAAAUUACGUGUAUGGAGUCCAGCACAACAAAGAGAAAUGGGUAAUCUAUACUAUCUGCUUACAAUACUCUUGCGCCAAACAUCGUUUGAUGCCUACAGAAUCCCAGAUACUCCAUCUCUUCAUGAUGCAGUUCCUGCUCAUCCACCAUUGGCAUACCGUCAAACUUCACAAAGUCGUCUCUUACUUCGUCCACAAAAGGAGACUGUACUUUGGCUUGGUUUGUCUAUUCCACCACUGACGAAUCGUGUUUUACAGCCUCCUGUAUCACAGGUUCAACCAACUACCAGUGAUAAUUCCAGUACAACAAAGCCAUACUCUACUCAACUUGUCGGAUUAUUUAGAUUGUGUGAAGUCCUUUUAAAAGCCUAUAUCGACAAUCCUGUUAUCCCUAGCUUAAAUUCAUCACUUGUUCUUGGUGACAUCGGAAAUCAAGUUUUCUCUGUCUAUGCAUCAUCAGCAACAGGUAGUGGGGCUUCUACGACCACUAUGAGUAAUAGUGGAAGUGUAUCAGCCGCUGGUCUUGCUGCAAAUUCAAGUGAUUCAUCAACACUAUCUGGAAGUGAAUCUCUUCCGCUGAGACAGAGGAUUCGUGAACUUAUGAUACAUUUAUCUGCUAAUUCAUGGGAUGCUUCUCAAUGCUUCAUUGUAGCUUUACUCGAUCGUUUGCGUAAUCGUCCUCAAAGUGAAUUACGCCAGUACUUUGAUUUACUCGGUGAACUUCUACGCCUCACUGAUUCAAUUCAACCGGCUAGAAUUGUAGCUGUUAUUGAUGGUUUGAUUAAUCAGAAAGUUGUAUUCAGUAAUAACAAAUGGAUAUGGUCACCACGUCCUAAUGGAGAUCGAACUCUGUGGGCAUGGAGUAAAACAGAAACGAAUGAUAAUGAUUUAUAUUCAAAUGAUUCCAACUCUCAGAAUAAUGAUCAAGAAACGAAUGAAUAUGGACCGCCACAAGUUCAAGGUUUAUUAGAUUUAAUUCAUGAAGAACAUAGCCAAGAUCCUCGACGAGCUUAUCAAUGUACAAAAUUCAUUGUUGAAUUGUCUUCUCAGAAUUCGGCUGUAGUAAAAUAUCUAUCAAAUUAUCCAGAGAAAUGGGAACCUAUCGUCAAGUGGCUACAGAAUCUUAUGGAAUCAGAGAACAGUUCUUCUAGUCGCAAAAGUUCACUGGAAGUGCCCAAUUUAUGUCGGUAUGACAGUGUAGACAACCAAAGAAAUACAGCCAGUGGUGAAUCAGACGGUUUUUACAUUGAUGUUCCUACAGGUUUAAUAAGCACGCGAAAACCUGGCUCACAUAUGUCGGGUGAUUUGAUUCAAGCUUCUAAUGAAUACGGUGAAACAUCUGCUGGCUUUCAGCGUACUGUAUCAGCUCAGACUACAUUACGUGAAGCAACUCGUUUACUCUCCACAAUGCCACGAAGUAACAAUCCAGAACCAAAAGGUUUAUCAUCGCCACUAACACCGUUGAUGAUGUCAUCUGCUG